Molecule: messenger RNA, 3049 nt
Organism: Salarias fasciatus (jewelled blenny)
Lineage: Eukaryota; Metazoa; Chordata; Actinopteri; Blenniiformes; Blenniidae
Product: NACHT, LRR and PYD domains-containing protein 3-like
Exons: 8
Coding region: 251-3049 (932 amino acids)
Molecular function (GO): protein binding
Source: RefSeq, a predicted model, not a curated record
CCUGAAAGAUAAGAUAAACUUUCCGUUGUGUGUUUGUACAGCGGAACGGAGACUGAAUGAAGAACGGAGACGGACUGUACCAGCUUUUUCUCUCCAAAAGCGUCUGGAAGAAGAUGUGAAGAGAGUUGAUCAGAGUCAAACAUUUCACCUGAAACAAACCUGUCAUCGCUCCACCGUGGAUUUUCCAGGGACUCUACGAAGACAGAGUGAAAGAUCAAUGUGAUGAAUCAGACUCUUCACAAGGUCAAAGAUGAGCUCAGAUCCAGAAGGCCUCCUGGGAAUUCUGGAUGAUUUGGGAGAUGAAGACUUCGGAAGAUUCAAGUGGUAUUUUUGGCACGGUGGAGUUCUUAAAGGGUUCAAACCAAUCCCAAAGAGUAAACUGGAGACAUUGGACAGGGAGGGUACAGUGGAUAAGAUAUUCGACACCUACAGCGACCAAACUCUUGAAGUCACUAAAAUGGUUUUAGAGAAAAUGCAGACAAAGGGUAAAAGGGAUGAACACACCAAAAAGACCUCAGAACCUGAAGGGGAAUACCAUCCUGAAGAGGUUCAUUUGUCAGCAAAAUCUCAGGCGUGUCAGAAGAAACUCAAGUCCAACCUGAAGAGGAGGUUCCAGUGUGUGUUUGAGGGAGUCGCGAUACAAGGAAAGCCGACCCUCCUGAACCAGAUCUACACAGAGCUCUACAUCACAGAAGGAGGGACUGCAGAGGUCAAUCAGGAACAUGAGGUCUUACAGAUUGAAACAGAAUCCAGGACAGCAGACAGAGCAGAAACAAGCAUCAGACCAGGAGACAUCUUUAAAGCCCCACCUGGAAGAUCUGAACCAAUCAGAACGGUGCUGACAAAGGGAGUGGCUGGCAUUGGGAAAACAGUCCUGACACAGAAGUUCACUCUGGACUGGGCUGAAGACAAAGACAACCAGGACGUCCACUUCAUAUUUCCAUUCACCUUCAGAGAGCUGAAUGUGCUGAAGGAGAAGAACUUCAGCUUGGUGGGACUUGUUCAUCACUUCUUCAAUGAAACCAAAAAGGCAGGAAUCUGCAGCUUUGAAGAAUUCCAGGUGAUCUUCAUCUUUGAUGGUCUGGAUGAGUGUCGACUCCCUCUGAAGUUUCGUCGAGCUGAGAUCCUGACUGAUGUUACAGAGCCCACCUCAGUGGAUGUUCUGCUGAUAAACCUCAUCAGGGGGAAACUGCUUCCCUCUGCUCACAUCUGGAUCACCACACGACCUGCAGCAGCCAAUCAGAUCCCUGCUGACUGUGUGGACAUGGUGACAGAGGUCCGAGGGUUCACCGACCCCCAGAAGGAGGAGUACUUCAGGAGGAGGUUCAGAAACGAGGAGCAGGCCAGCAGGAUCAUCUCCCACAUCAAGAAAUCACGAAGCCUCCACAUCAUGUGCCACAUCCCGGUCUUCUGCUGGAUCACCGCCGCAGUUCUGGAGGAAGAGUUGGAGAACAGAGAGGGAGGAGAGCUGCCCAAGACCCUGACUCAGAUGUACAUCCACCACUUAGUCGACCAGGCUGAAAUGAACAAUGUUAAGUAUGAUGAAUACCUUGACGCAGAUGAAACCUGGAGUCCAGAGAGCAGAGAGAUGACAGAGUCUCUGGGAAAACUGGCUUUUGAUCAGCUGCAGAAAGGAAUCCUGAUCUUCUAUGAACCCGACCUGACAGAGUGUGGCAUCGAUCUCAAAGCAGCCUCAGUGUACUCAGGAAUGUUCACACAGAUCUUUAAAAAGGAGAAAGGCCACCAGAGGUCUUUGUUCUGCUUCAUCCAUCUGAGCUUUCAGGAGUUUCUGGCUGCUCUUCAUGUCCAUCAGACCUUCAUCAACUCUGGAAUCAACCUGCUGGAAGAGAAACAAACAACCAUUCAACAAUCUCGACAACAGCCUCAGCUCCACCAUCUCCAUCAGAGAGCUGUGGACAAGGCCUUGAAGAGUCCAAAUGGACACCUGGACUUGUUCCUCCGCUUCCUCCUGGGUCUUUCACUGGAGACCAAUCAGAGUCUCCUUCGAGGUCUGCUGACUCAGACAGGAAGUAGCUCACAGACCAAUCAGGAAACAGUCCAGUACAUCAAGAAGAAGCUGAAUGAGAAUCUGUCUGCAGAGAGAAGCAUCAAUCUGUUCCACUGUCUGAAUGAAAUGAAUGAUGGUUCUCUGGUGGAGGAGAUCCAACAGUCCCUGAGGUCAGGAAGUCUGUCUACAGACAGACUGUCUCCUGCUCAGUGGUCAGCUCUGGUCUUCAUCUUGCUGUCAUCAGAAGAAGAUCUGAAGGAGUUUGACCUGAAGAAAUACUCUCCUUCAGAAGAGGCUCUUCUAAACCUGCUGCCAGUGGUCAAAGCCUCCAACAAAGCUCUGUUGAGCGGCUGUGGUCUGUCAGAGAGAAGCUGUGGAGCUCUGUCCUCAGUUCUCAGCUCUCAGUCCUCCAGUCUGACACAUCUGGACCUGUGCUACAACAAUCCAGGGGAGUCAGGAGUGAAGAUGCUGUGUGGUGCAGUGGAGGAUCCACACUGCUCACUGGAGACUCUCAGGUUGGAGAACUGUGGUCUAUCAGAGAGAAGCUGUGGAGCUCUGUCCUCAGUUCUCAGCUCUCAGUCCUCCAGUCUGACACAUCUGGACCUGAGUAACAACGACCUGCAGGAUUCAGGAGUGAAGCUGAUUUCUGCUGGACUGGAGAGUUCUCACUGUAAGCUGGAAGCUCUCAGUCUGUCAGGGUGUCUGGUCUCAGAGGAAGGCUGUGCUUCUCUGGUCUCAGCUGUGAGAUCCAAGUCCUCCCAUCUGACAGAGCUGGACCUGAGCUACAACCAUCCAGGAGACUCAGGAGUCAAACUACUGUCUGCUGCUGUGGAGGAUCCACACUGCAAACUGGAGACUCUCAGAUUCAAGUUUCCAGUCUCAUCAGAGGAAGGCUGUGCUUCUCUGGUCUCAGCUGUGAGAUCCAAGUCCUCCCAUCUGACAGAGCUGGACCUGAGCUACAACCAUCCAGGAGACUCAGGAGUCAAACUACUGUCUGCUGCUGUGGAAGAUCCACACUGCAAACUGAAGACUCUCAGGUAA